Coniophora puteana RWD-64-598 SS2 is the source of this 345-nucleotide messenger RNA. RefSeq lists its product as uncharacterized. The record is from RefSeq and is a predicted model, not a curated record. The transcript has a single exon. The annotation marks the transcript as partial. NCBI's taxonomy places the organism in Eukaryota, Fungi, Basidiomycota, Agaricomycetes, Boletales, Coniophoraceae.
CGUCUCGAGGAUACCUGUGCUCUCAAUCGCAUCGAAAACAUUCAACUCGGCAUCGGUUUAUUUCACCUUCUCAUGAACUUUGCAUGGAUGAUCCUCUCGACUCACAGAGGUGCUAUCGAGCAGGCGGGUAGCCUUGCAUGGUACAUUGGACGCCUAGGGCUUUCUCGACUCGGAAACUCGAAGCCCGACUAUCAGACUCUGGUCGAUCUAUUUACUGUUGUUCUACAAGCGAACGUUCUAGUCUACUGGGAACUGACCACAGGAAAAUCGCUUGACGAGCUUUCAAAGGAGAAGCCGACCGCUGCUCAGCUACUCGAUCUUGCGCGUCAGAUGCACGCCAAAUAU